UACUAUUUAAGCGUUACGAGCCUCUUCCUAAAACCCAUUCUCUUAAAACUCUUCACUCCUCAUUCUUCUUUUGCACUACUCAAUCGCCACUUCAGACCCUAUCAUUCCUGCAUGGCGGCGCGUGUAUUUCAACUCAUGGAUCAACAAUUUCCUCUUCACUCUGAUUCUAAAUUCGACGAAAACAUCACAGACUCGGAUGUUCUACAUGAGAUUGAUAAUUUCAUUCAUCGAGCUGAGAUGCAGGCAUACGCUUCUGUGUUGCGUACUUUCAUAUACAAAACCAACGAUCUCAAUCAGGAAAAGCAAAAUUUGAUAAUUAGUCUUCUAAAAGAACUCAAGAUUUCAAACGAUGAACACAAGGAGGUUCUUGCUGAGAUUAAAAAUGAUGAAAUGAUCCAUCUCGUUAGGGAGUGGAAAUCUUUUGACACUUUUUCACCUGAAAAGGGCAUCAAAUCACCCUUUCCAACAGAUUCAGCUUCCCAACAGGAUCAACCAUUGUCCAGUUUAUCUUCAGUGGAAUCUGUGCAGGAUCCUUCUGUGGAACCUGCAAAAGCAGCACCUAAAGAUCCACUGAUAGGGAAGAAAGUUUGUACUAGAUGGUCAUCGCCUAACGGCCCUUUUUAUGAGGCUGACAUAACAGAGUAUGACCCUGCCAAGGGCACGUAUAAAGUGGUCUAUGGUGCUAAUACACCAAAGGAGUUUUACUAUUGGGUUGAUCUGAAAAAGAUCUUACCAGAGCAUGUAGAAUGGGAAGGGGCUGAUCAUGUACCAAGUACUGUCGAAGAAAAUGAAGACAGUGACAAUGAUAAUGCAGAAGAAAAGGUGAAGAAAGGUGUAAAAAUGAGUAUAAGGUGUACUCAAACCCUUACCAGACCAGCAGUACCCAAAAGUAAAAGUAAAAGUAAAAGCAAAGCUUCAAAAACGAAAGAAAGUGCAUGAAGUGUGUCCUUGCAUGGGAAAUUAACUGAGGAAGAAUGAAUCUACAGAAAUUUAGGGAAAGAAACCAUCUUUAGUUUUUUAGAACAGUUCUGUUAAGUGCAAUUACUUUAAUUGAUUUUCCUUUAAGCUUUCUGCA
This is a messenger RNA of Lathyrus oleraceus (garden pea), 1075 nucleotides long. RefSeq names its product protein EMSY-LIKE 3. Gene Ontology annotation, cellular component: nucleus. The transcript is spliced from 9 exons. The coding region runs from base 112 to 939 and encodes 275 amino acids. The record is from RefSeq and is a predicted model, not a curated record. NCBI's taxonomy places the organism in Eukaryota, Viridiplantae, Streptophyta, Magnoliopsida, Fabales, Fabaceae. Gene Ontology annotation, biological process: defense response to fungus.